AUAUUACUUACAUGUUUAAAAUAUUUUACUAGUAAAUGGUUAAGGUUUCAUGUAGGCUAUGCUGUCUAACUUAACCUAGCUUAACCUCUUUGGCUUUAUAACCAUUCUGCUGAGCUCUGUCUUCUUUGUAUUUCAGUCUUUUCAUUUAGGCCUACGUCAUUCUCAAGGGGUAUUUUCCUAGGGUAGGCCUAGCGGUUAAAGCAUUGUGCCAGUAACCGAAAGGUUGCUAUUUCAAAUCCGAUAAGGUGAAAAAUCUGUCAAUAUGCCUUUGAACAAGGCACCUAAUCCUAAUUGCUCCAGGGUCGCCGUUGAUAAUGGCAUACYCUGGCCGUGGCCCCAACCUCUCAGGGAGAGUUGGGAUAUGCAAAAACACAUUUCCAAUUCACACAUGUAUAAUAGGGCAAAUAUAAGCACCCAAAUUGUUAUUAAUAUUAUUUAUUUACAACUUGUGUUGAUCAUUCUGAUUAUUCUACCUUAUAAUUGUUUCUCCGUCUUAACCAAGGCACCACCAAUUGGCAUAAAUAAAUACAGGUGCUCAUUCAGCUUUUUAAAACACUGACCUAACAUUCUUCCAGUGCUAGGAAAUGAUUGCACACUGCACGCAUCAAUUAUAGAUAAGAUAAAAGAUUGGUCAAUGUUACUUAAGAUUUGACAAACAUGGGCCUAGAUGUUUGUGUACAGCUGCAUCAGCCAUUGCAGUGCUCCAUUGAAACUCAGCUAUUUUGUCCAGCAAUAUAAAAACUAUAAUGAUAUAUAUAAAAUGCAGCUAGGUUUGAUGCAUUGGAAUAUAUGCUUUGACAUGAAACGCAUUCAAAAAGCUUCUGAAAACAAAUUAAGUCAUUCAGUGUGGCUAGUCUAUAAAUUAGAUUUUGCAUUAUGCACAGUGCAUACUUGUGGCAACUAGCUAGCUCCUAGCUGUAGUGCUUCAAUAUGACUAACAUGCUUCUCUCUCUCUCCAACUCUCUCUUUCUAUCCAUUUUUUCUUCUUCUUCCCCUAUGCUGAACAAUUCUCGACCAAUCACCCUGCUGUCUAUAGAGCUAGCAUCACAGACCUCUUGUGUCAAGCCUUUCCAUUGAGUCGUCUGGGUGCAUGUGCUGCUACCUGUCCAAUCUGUAAUUACCGCCACCUGCCGUGGCAAUCUUUCCAUGACCUGAGAGCUGAACCGUCUGAACUCUCCCUGAAGCAGACACUUCUCCCUCAAGUCUCUCUUUCUCUCCACUUCUGCCUCACCUUCAACCAUGACGUUCAAAGUUGACAUGCAUUACGUAGUCUUCUUGCCUGUGUACCUAUUGAUGUGGCUGUACACUCUCAUCACGUUUAUCCCAUGGUAUUUCCUCACUAAUGCUGGGAAGAAGAAAACCAUGGCCAAGAGAGAGAAAGCCAAGUCCACCACAGGCAAAGCAGAGGGCCCCUAUCGUUGUGUGGAGAACUUUGACAACCUGGCCCGGGAGGACUUUGAGGGAAAGGACACUCUAGACAAGCUGUUUGAGCAUGCAGUGCAGCGCUUCGGCAACGCAGACUGCCUGGGUACCAGGGAGCUCCUAAAUGAGGAGAACGAGAUGCAACCGAGUGGCAAGAUCUUUAAGAAGCUGAUCCUGGGGGAGUACAGGUGGCUGUCCUAUGAUGAGGUGGACCAGAUCAUCAGCCAUCUAGGUAGUGGACUAGCAGCCCUGGGCCAGCAGCCCAAGAGUACCAUCGCCAUCUUCUGUGAGACACGGGCAGAGUGGAUGAUCACUGCACAGGCCUGCUUCAGACGCAACUUUCCAUUGGUCACUCUGUAUGCCACCCUGGGGGAGGAAGCUGUGGCCUAUGGGCUUAAUGAGUGUGGGGCCACACACCUGAUCACCAGCGCUGAGCUACUGGAGACUAAACUCAAGAAUGUUUUGCCAGAUAUGCGCAACCUGAAGCACGUUAUAUAUGUGGACAACAAGAGCAUCAGCAGGGUGGGCUACCCUGAGGGCAUUCAGAUCUACAGCAUGCAGGCAGUACAGGAGUUGGGAGCCAAACCUGACAACUUGAGUGUAGCUGUGCAGCGCCCCCAGCCCACAGAUCUGGCCGUGGUCAUGUACACCAGCGGCUCCACAGGACGACCCAAAGGAGUCAUGAUCAUCCACAGCAACCUGAUCGCUGGCAUGACGGGCCAGUGUGAGAGGAUCCCAGGACUGGGGCCAAAGGAUACCUACAUUGGCUACCUGCCUCUAGCUCAUGUGCUGGAAAUGACUGCUGAGAUCUCAUGUAUGACGUAUGGCUGCAGGAUUGGCUACUCUUCUCCACAAACACUCUCUGACCAGUCAACAAAAAUCAAGAAGGGCAGUAAAGGAGACUGCUCUGUGUUGAGGCCUACUCUGAUGGCAGCUGUACCGGAAAUAAUGGACCGAAUCUACAAGAAUGUGAUGAACAAGGUGCAGGAGAUGAGCUAUGUGCAGAGGACACUCUUUAAACUGGGCUACAACUACAAACUGGAACAGAUCAAAAUGGGCUACGAUGCCCCACUCUGCAACAUGCUGCUGUUUAAGAAGGUGAAGGCUCAGCUGGGAGGGAACAUCAGGAUGAUGCUGUCAGGAGGAGCGCCCCUGUCCUCCGCCACCCAGCGCUUCAUGAACAUCUGCUUCUGCUGCCCCGUGGGACAGGGCUACGGCCUCACAGAGACCUGCGGAGCAGGUACCAUCACAGAGGUUGCAGACUACAGCACUGGGAGAGUAGGAGCCCCCCUCAUCUGCUGUGAGGUGAAACUACGAGACUGGGUUGAGGGCGGAUACACCAGCCAGGACCAACCCCACCCCCGUGGAGAGAUCAUGAUUGGUGGGCCCAACGUUACCAUGGGUUACUAUAAGAGCGAGCACCUGAACAAUGACUUCUGGGUAGAUGAGCAGGGCCAGAGGUGGUUUUGUACCGGGGAUGUGGGGGAGAUCCACUCUGAUGGCUGUCUGCAGAUAGUGGACCGUAAGAAAGACCUGGUCAAACUGCAGGCUGGAGAAUACGUGUCCUUGGGGAAAGUGGAGUCUGCUCUGAAGAACUGCCCCCUUAUUGACAACAUCUGUGCAUAUGCAAACAGUGACCAGAACUACGUGAUAAGCUUUGUGGUACCGAACCAGAAGCAGCUGACAACUCUGGCCAAUAACAACGGCAUAAGUGUUGCCUGGGAGGAGAUCUGUAACCACCCAGCCAUGGAGGAGGAGGUCCUGAAGGCCAUCAAAGAGGUGGCUGCCUCAAUCAAACUGCAGCGUUUUGAGAUCCCAGUGAAAGUGCGUCUAAGCCCAGAGCCCUGGACUCCUGAGACUGGCCUGGUGACAGAUGCAUUCAAACUGAAGAGGAAGGAGCUGAAGAAUCACUUUCAGACUGAUAUAGAGAGAAUGUACGGAGGAAAGUAGAGCCACCAUCUGAUCUAACCAAAGAACGGUUUCCUUACAACUUUCACCAGUGAUGUGUGUCUGAAUAAUAAUACUAUUUAUUUGUAUAGCGCUUUUCAUAAGAGUUAUCUCGAAGCUCUACAGAAAAAGCAACACUUGAGUGUAAAAAACAUUAGGAACACCUUCUUAAUAUUGAGUUGCACCCCGUUUUGCCCUCAGAACA
Messenger RNA from Salvelinus sp. IW2-2015, 3574 nucleotides. Lineage: Eukaryota; Metazoa; Chordata; Actinopteri; Salmoniformes; Salmonidae. The record is from RefSeq and is a predicted model, not a curated record.